This is a messenger RNA of Rotaria sordida, 750 nucleotides long. NCBI's taxonomy places the organism in Eukaryota, Metazoa, Rotifera, Eurotatoria, Philodinida, Philodinidae. The record is from the annotation of a GenBank genome assembly.
AUGAAAUGGUAUACAGGUCAAGUAAAUGAGAAUUCUGAAAUAUCUUAUAAUACACAUCAUAUUGAUAAUGAUCAUCUUCUUUAUGGUUAUAUAUUAACACAUAGUAAUCAUGAAACUCAAUCAUUACUUAUGCGUCUUCAAUCAUCAAAUGAUCCUCGUAUACAUGCUGCACUUGAUGAUAUACGUUCACGUGUUGCACAAUUUGAUAUAUCAAAAACUCGAGAAGAUUUACAUGUAUUUAUCAGAUAUCUUGAAUCACGUUUACGUGAUUUAAAUAAUAAUAAUAAUGAUAUAAUAAAUACAUAUCAACAAUCUGAUAAUAUAUCAAUAAAAAAUCGAAUAAAUGAAUCUAAUAAAGAAAUUUUAUCAUCAUCAUCAUUAUCAUCAUCACGAGAAUUUGGUCGACAAUAUUUUCGUUCAUCGAAUACAACAAAUAUUCAUCAACCAAUAUCAUCUCGACGAUCAAGUCAAUCAAGUGCUAAUCAAGAAAAUGCAACAAUUUUUGAUGAUAUGUUAAAUACUGUAUUAGGUCUUCCAAAGAAAGGAGUAACAACAUUAUCUUAUAAACAAGAAAAAUCUACUCCUUUAAUACAAACACAAAUGACAACAAAUACAAUAACGAUGAAUAAAACAGGACGAGAUAUUGGUAAACGUUUAUUUGAAAGUGGAACAUAUAAAGAUCCACGUUUAAUUUAUGAUGGAUCGAGAAAAAUAGAGAAAGAGGAAGAACCUCUUGAAACAUCCGUGUGA